Molecule: messenger RNA, 564 nt
Organism: Echinococcus granulosus
Lineage: Eukaryota; Metazoa; Platyhelminthes; Cestoda; Cyclophyllidea; Taeniidae
Exons: 2
Coding region: 1-564 (187 amino acids)
Source: RefSeq, a predicted model, not a curated record
AUGCCAUCAACUAAACUGCACCAGAAGUCACAACGUCGAAAUAGACAUUAUAUUAUGUGUAAACACAAAACUGUUACAUUUGUUAGCAAUAAACCAACAGAAGUCUCACACAGGCGUAAGAAUAAUCGCAUGUUGCAUUAUUGUGAGGACCGCCCGUCAACUGAUGUUAUGUUAGCAUGGAUGUGCCCGCAACAAUUGACGGCGCGUGAUGUGAAGCACUUGGUAGCCACAGGGAUCUAUGCAAACGACGGUGGCGACAUCAAGACGAACGCGUAUGUUCACAAUGCUUCCUUAAACGAAAGCAGAUUCUUAAUGCUAUAUUAUGAGGCACCAUUUAGAAAAAAUUCCAUUUCUGCUGAAAGACGGCAGUUAAUAGCCACGAGCGCACUGAAAGUGGGAAGACUUGAACGGAAUGUUGGAUUAACUGAGCAUUUAAUUUUGCACCCUCUAUGUCAUGAGGCAGGCGGAUUAUCAGUAGUCAGUGACGGUGGCACAGAAGCAGCCUCAGUCAGUAAAGCGAGUCGUAUUUUCUUUGUGGUGAAGCCUAAACGAAUAAUGGAGUGA